AUUAUUAUUAUUAUUAUUGCAAUAAAACUGCUCCCCUUCCCCACCCUCCAAUUAUGAAAGUGGUAACGCUGCUGAGGAUUGAGAUUUGGAGGGAAUUUGGAAAAGAAAAGAAAGACUCGAGUAUCAGAGGCGUGACCAGUGCUUUUGACGAUGCCUAAUUUCUGAAAGAGACGUCCGUCCGGUCUGCUGGCGCUUUUCUCCUGAGGACGACCCUGGCCUUAACCAUCAGAGCAGUGGACCGCGGCCAGAGGAGGCUGCCCCGGUCCCCGCGUGUCACCGGACCGCCUGAGCCGCUUCAGCCGCUGCCGGCCGCCGUCCCCUGUGCUGCGCGCCCCAGGCCGGACACCGGCGCCCGGCUGGGGCCUCCUCGGGCUGCCGCUAACCAUGCCCCGGCUGCGGGGGGCGCUGCGCGAUCCGGCCGGUUGCAGCUCCUGCCUGGGGGCGGCGCUGGCCCUGCUGCUGCUGCUGCUCCCCGCCGGCUGCCCAGUGGGGGCUCAGAAUGACACGGAGCCCAUCGUGCUGGAGGGCAAGUGCUUGGUGGUGUGCGACUCCAGCCCGUCGGCGGACGGCGCGGUCACCUCCUCGCUGGGCAUCAGCGUGCGCUCCGGAAGCGCCAAGGUGGCCUUCUCCGCCACACGGAGCACCAACCACGAGCCGUCGGAGAUGAGCAAUCGCACCAUGACCAUCUACUUCGACCAGGUGUUAGUAAAUAUUGGCAACCAUUUCGAUCUCGCCUCCAGUAUAUUUGUGGCGCCGAGAAAAGGGAUUUAUAGCUUCAGCUUCCACGUGGUGAAAGUGUACAACAGACAGACCAUCCAGGUCAGUUUAAUGCAGAACGGCUACCCGGUGAUCUCAGCGUUCGCCGGGGACCAGGACGUGACCAGAGAAGCGGCCAGCAACGGGGUCCUGCUGCUGAUGGAGAGAGAGGACAAGGUGCACCUCAAACUGGAGCGGGGCAACCUCAUGGGCGGCUGGAAGUACUCCACGUUCUCGGGCUUCUUGGUGUUCCCUCUAUAAAGGCAGCGCUGGGGCGGCAGGAGAGUUGCCACCGGGACCCAGGAACCCACCCUCCCUCACCCCCCGGACUUGGCCAAACCAGGACGACUCGUUUCCAAAUUCCAUCAGACCGUGUUGCGGUAGAAGAAUGAUUUCCUUCCACAUCUCCAGUAUUUUCCUUGAGUAUUGACCAUUCCUCGGGAACCUGGCCUCUAAUUAGUUUUAGAUGACAAGGUCUUCAGGAGAAAUGGUGUUAUUGAUCUGAGCAAUUUGUACCUGUGAUUGUAAAGUCGAUCUGGGAUUUUACGGUGGGGACCACUGGCGUUUCUUCGGUUGUCUGGAUGCCCCGUGGCUGCCCUGCCCAGACCUCAGGAUGGCUGACGGCAGGCUGCGGGCGGCGCCCAGAGCAGGAGCCCUGCGAGUCCCCUCGGCAGCCAGCCGGAACCGUGGUCUCCGUGUGUCUGUUCAGCCUUAAGAAAAAGGACGGCAUCGCUUUUGUUGUGUGUGUUUCCUGGGGAGGACGGGGGGACUCGG
Phyllostomus hastatus (greater spear-nosed bat) is the source of this 1530-nucleotide messenger RNA. It is a transcript of the gene CBLN2, whose product is annotated as cerebellin 2 precursor. NCBI's taxonomy places the organism in Eukaryota, Metazoa, Chordata, Mammalia, Chiroptera, Phyllostomidae. Bases 385 to 1017 code for a protein of 210 amino acids. The transcript has 4 exons. Gene Ontology annotation, molecular function: protein binding. The record is from RefSeq and is a predicted model, not a curated record.